Molecule: messenger RNA, 2365 nt
Organism: Pocillopora meandrina
Lineage: Eukaryota; Metazoa; Cnidaria; Anthozoa; Scleractinia; Pocilloporidae
Source: the annotation of a GenBank genome assembly
AUUGGCCUUACAGAACUCCGUGAAUGUGAUUUUAAAAACAUCCGCACCGACGACACUGAGGUGAACAGCGAGAAUGGAUAUCAAAACCGAGCAAGAGUUUGACGUUUCUGAAGAAAGUAUGUCUGAACUGUUGAAAUUGUCAGUUGAAUCGACGCGACGUGAUUUAAAAACAACGAACAUCCUACUGCUUAGCAGGAAGAGAUCUCAACCAACGGAAGACGCGGACGGCGAACUUAGUAUCAAGAAAAGAUCAAAAAAGAAAACUUGCGUGAGCGCCGCUAGUUUAGCGUUUCAGAUGGAACCUUCAGCGGUCGCGCGAAGAAACGAACGCGAAAGAAACAGGGUUAGAAUGGUGAACGAUGGCUUUUCUUGCCUUCGACAGCAUAUUCCUUAUUUCCCCGACAAAAAGAAACUGUCCAAGGUAGAAACCCUGCGAUGCGCAGUUGCUUAUAUCAAACAUCUACAAGAUCUAAUAACCGAGCACGACUCCUCGUCUGCCGAAUCCUUAACGAACUCGGAAAACGAGUGUAAAAAUAUAACGACUUGGGUGACAGGGCAAACACGAUGAAAAGAUUUCGAGGUAAGUUGCAUUUUCUGACAGCUUUUACGUAGUUAUUACUACCAGAACUGCACGUGUUUUUAAAACGGGUGGCAAACGUUACCUGCUUCUGAAAAAACGGGUUUAAUAUAUGGUGCUGCUGGCCGAUCUUCCUUAUCGCCAGGCAAAGCUCAAUUUAUGGACAGGGAUGUGCGUUAUAGCGCUUGAGAAUUUUACUAUUGCAUGAAAUAAUUGUACAAGAUUGUCUUAGUGUACCAGCCAUUUAACACACGGGUGUAAGUUUUUAGGCUCUACAUCAUGCAAAACUUGGGCGUAAGAGAGAAUGAAAAUUUUAUAUCAUUGAUCUAAAAACAAAUUGAGCAUCAUAUCUACUGAAUAUGUUACUUCGUCACUCAGUUUGAAUUUGAAAUUAAAUAAUUUCUCUAUAACUAAGAAAUUCUUUCGUACAGAGGUUUAAAUAAACAACUAGUGAGAAAGAAUCUAAAAAAACAAAAUAAUAUUCGACAAUUUCCUGAAAUAUAUAUGCAAUUUUCUGAUUUUUUUCUUGCUUUAAUCUUUCAUACAAAGCUCUGUUUUAUCUUGUUUUGCUUUACCAAUCCCACCAUACGAUAUUGUUUCCAUUUUCCCACAGGAACUGGGAAAACAUCGCAAAGUGUUCUCAAGUUCAUCAGUGUCAUGCAACGCCUGCCUUGUUUAAGGCCACGAAACGUCUAAACAGCUAUUAAUACAACGUUGACAUUAGUAAAUAUUUUGUAAAAAUCUAUGUAACCUAUUUUUUUCUGUCAUUCUCGAUUUAACUGCCAUCACCAGACAAGCAGGGUGAGUUCUGACACUUUCGCUUCUUCUCCUUUAUUUACUACCGCGGCUUAACAGCGGUUAUUGUUUUGCUGUGAAUAGCCUAAAUAAAUUUUCUUUUGAAGUGAGAACAAAGGCGACUUGGAAACAAAAGCUAUGGAAUUCUACUCAGAUGUUUUAACGCGGUUAUUGUCGGCGAGAGAAAAAAAAGACCGAAUAAAAGAUUUUAAAAAGAGAGUGUUCUUUGGCUAAAACUUUUCGACUAAAAGAAGUUUUCGGCCAACAGUAUGGAUAUUUAGCGUCUUUUUUUAGUGAAUAUUUAUAUCUGGCGGACGCUAUUAGAAAUUAUCAUUUUCUCUCUUACCCUGGGCAAGAGACAAAUUUUUAGAUUUAAAAAGAAGACUACUGAAAAAUUGUCUUUUUUCUAAGUUAUAUUCCGAUAUUUAUUAAAGGUGGAAUACGGUAUCCUUCGCAGAGAUAAAAUAUAGCAAUACGACCCUUUGAAGUUGAUUGUACUGAAUAAAGAGAAAAGAAUGCCAGAUUUAUGACUUUUAAAUAUGACAGACAUUAGUAAAGCGUUAUUAUCUCGUUUGGAAAUAAGAUGAAUGGAGACAGGCCUCACAACAUGGAAAUUUCUCACCAGAAGAGAUUGCCGGUAGCACGCGGGAUUGCGUGUUCCAAUAGUUCUUCUAAAUUUAACUUUUUGAUUAGCUUGGGAAUUUUCUCGCAGACUCUUUUCUUUUCUGGUCUGUCAAAAGAAUUGCAUUUCUUUGAAGUUGCAUGCCUGAUUAAAAAUGUGCUUCAAAUUCGUUUCGACGUUCGUGAACACAUUCUGUUGUUUCUUUAUUGAAAGAUCUUUUGAAUAAAUAAUGUUUAGAUCUACCACAAGCUUACGUUCGCAAGGGAAAGGAGCAUGCAGCGACAAGUACAAUUUUGCAAUCUUUAAGAUCCAUUCAAAUGUUAUCUGAUAGAGAAAGUUACAAACCAUUUGCAUAAGAGAAAACAUGCGAC